This is a messenger RNA of Nomia melanderi (Alkali bee), 3947 nucleotides long. RefSeq names its product orthopedia homeobox (gene otp). NCBI's taxonomy places the organism in Eukaryota, Metazoa, Arthropoda, Insecta, Hymenoptera, Halictidae. Gene Ontology annotation, biological process: neuron differentiation; regulation of DNA-templated transcription. The record is from RefSeq and is a predicted model, not a curated record. Gene Ontology annotation, molecular function: DNA binding; DNA-binding transcription factor activity, RNA polymerase II-specific.
GCCUUGCUGGGGCACGGGCCGUUUCUCGGUUGCGUCUUCACGUUAUAUACCGCACUGUCGCGAUAAACAGACGCCUAAGCCGCAUUAUUUCAAACUCGCUUGUGAUAUAUACACGGUUGCCGAACGCUUCUUUCGAGGGUGACAUACGCGGUGACACGCGGGUUUCCUGUAUCAGCGAACUUUGAGGCGGGGUUACGCUACCCGUAAACGGCAUGAUCAACAACAUCUCCGCCGGCGGCUUCGUACACGGUCUUACUGGAGUGAAGGAUCUUCAUGCGCACGACCUGAAGAGGCACGAGAAGUUGGAAACUCCCGUGCUAGGAGGGAAUUUGGAUCCCGGGCUCGCCGCCAGCAUUGGGUGCACGCUUCAUCAGGAAAUAAUCAUGGCUGGCGCGGGGAACUCGACGAGAAUCGGACAAGGCGAUGACAAGCCGGUGAAACAGAAACGACAUCGGACGAGGUUCACGCCGGGACAGCUGAACGAGCUGGAAAAGUGUUUCAACAGAACGCACUAUCCGGACAUUUUCCUCAGGGAGGAGAUAGCUCAGAAGAUCGGCCUCACGGAGAGUCGAGUUCAAGUGUGGUUUCAAAAUCGCCGGGCGAAGUGGAAGAAACGGAAGAAGUCGGCACCAAUGUUCCGGACCCAAAGCACGUUGCUGCCCUCGCACGGCUUGCCGCCUUUCGGCCCGAUGAGCUCCGAUCUCUGCGGCGCUGGAAUGUUUCACGGACCUGCUGAGAGAUGGGGAAUGGGAACAGGUCUUGGACAAUUGGGGCAGGGAGGCAUGGGGAUGGGCGGUUUCGGGCCAAGUUUAGGGCAACUUGGUCAGCAAAGCACGGGGAGCCUCGGCUCGAGCUUGGGUCUCGGUAAUUCCGGCCUCCCGAUCAGCAGUCCAUCGCAGACCGUCUAUCAAGCCAGUUAUGGGCUAAGUUCCCUUGGGGGUGUUCACAUGUCAGCGUCUCGAGGCUCCCCUCCGGAAGGAUCGAGCGUGGGCGGCGGUCAGGGUGGCGGACUAGGCUCGUCCUUGAACUGCGGCCAGGGUUCACCGGGGACAACUUCCGGCAGCGGAGGCGGCGGUGGCGGUGUGUCCUGCGUGGCCGCCGAUGUGAACGCGACGGAGGCGUCGGAUUGGAGAGGCGCCCAUAGCAUCGCGGCGCUUAGGCGUCGCGCAUCGGAUGCGUCGCAACAAUACAGUCCGCAGCCGCCGCCGCCCGGCGGGCCGCCACAGUAUGCCCACGACAUAGAGUACAAUUCCGUUUACUGAGGUGCUUCGAUCAACACUGGUACUAACUCUACGAUCAGUUCUGUCGUGACGCACGAGGAGAAGGGUCUUCUCAUGGACACUGGUUCUGAAUGGUCGAUGUGCAGGGUAGCGGACAGAAGCGACGGAAGGGACGACGCUGUUGCUUGUUGGUAGUCAACGACGAUCGGGAUCGUUCGACGGUGAUCCCGAACGACGAAAAGCGUGCAUUCGCGUUUUCAAACGUCGAACGAACGAUACCAACUACCAGCAACUUCAAUCGUGAAGCAUCGUGACACAGAAUUCUGUCUCCGCGUCGGAGAGUACCAGGUCGGAAUUUCGAGGAAGCGAAUGAAAGAGGAGCGACUAAGGAUUUUACCGUUAUACCAGCCAACUGUGCACACGAAGAUAGUCUGGUUUCUAUUUAGGUGGUAACUAGUUCUGGCAGCUGCGAGGUGAGAUCGGAGAAACUGCAACACAGGGAAUAACGCGUCGUUAGUACCUCACGGCUAAGUUGGAGGCAACUAAGGCAACAACGAACAUGUUUUUUAUGAUCGUAACGAGAGAUGGGUACUCCUUCGAGUUUAAUAGCAAUGAAUCUGCACGUGUACUUAACUAUGUUGAAACACUGUGUUCCGAUAAUCAUGCACACGAUUGCGGAGAUCGAUUGACCCGGAAGCUAGGAAGACGGUUUAGAUUAACGUGGCGAAUCGUUUGAAUCCGUGGAGGGAUAAAUCUGUGGAGGAAGAAGGAAGAAAUGCUCCGUCAAGUGGAAGAACGAAGAGUUCGUGUCACAAUGAAGCUGUGCAACGUCGGAAAGUGUGUGUUGAUUGCUUCAUAAGCUCAUGUAUUACCGCAACACCGAUGCUGAUCAGACAGUUUCCUACCAUUCGCGUGUCCGUGAUGUUUUAGUUGAAGGAUUAUUGUUUAUAGGAGUAACGUUGUUUUUACCCACGUACUAGAAAGGUUACGGAAAUUCGGAAAAUGAUUUGUGACUGCAUUUUGCGAUUGAUUCGUUGAUUUUUUACGAGCAAAGCAAACAAUGGUCGUUACGUAAAGUAAGACUCACGCAUCGCGGUACGGUGUAACGAAAAGUAUACGACAAGUUAUUAUAGUAUUACGUAUGGCAUUGUAAAUAUAGUGAAAGAAUUGGCGUAUACACAGAUAUAUUAUAGAUUACGAUUAAUAUUAUUAAGUUUUGCAUACGACGAGAUGACCGAUCGCUCUAGCUCGGCUAUUCAAUAAUGUGUACGUACACGACUCGUAACCGCCCGCUUUCGGAGAACCCCGAUUCAGUUCCGUUCCUCCUGCGUCCCCUAUUUAUACGAGAGCCGAAAGAAACCGCGUCCCCCCGUCCCUCCGUCCCCCACGAUUUUUUCCUGCGUACCGAUUUUGACUGUACUUAAUCCACGUUCAGGCGGACAAAUCACUGUUCAACGAUCGCAUUAAGCUUUAAUAACUAUAAACGACAAGUCGUAUAAGUUAAAUUACUAAGGCAAAAGAAGCUAGUCUUUCUUUGUUCGGCUUUGUACUUCGAGCGCGGACUGGCUCGAUUCUCGUCACGGCGAAACGAAGCGGACACCGCCGCGUUCGAACGAGUUCCGCCCGCUUCGAGAAGAGCAGUGCGCGCGUACCGUCGAGUCUUGCAUGAAAGAAACAGUACUUUGUGUAAUUAAACGAAAAAAAAAAUGAUCGCAAUUUAGCACCUCCGUAUAUUGCAUUCCUAAAUAAUCCCUUAUAGGACGCUAUAAAUAUAGAUUGUUCCGUUGUUGUACACCGAAGCGUAAGUUUUGUAAAUAGAAGGUAUACGUCUAACAUUGAUAAUGAAAUUGAAUAUCGUAAGUAAAAGAUAUCCUCCCCAAUUACCGACGGACGAACACGAGUAUACUUGGACAUUGUGAUAUAUUGGGCCCCGCGCUGUUCGAACAAUAUUUUCUUCUUUUUUUAUUGUUUCUUGUGCCCACGACAGCGACGAGUCCCGCGCACGAUAUCGCAACGGAACCACAAGCGGUACCAGUAGUAGUGAUCCGCGACAGACACGACACGACGAUCGAUUAUUCUAGUUACGAAUUUACGGUAGUUUUAGGUAAAAUUUAGUGGUAAAACUAUGGAAUUAACGAUAUGCAGUUGUCAGUGUAUUACUACGAAACGUAUACGAUUUUUAAUGUACAAACAAGACAAAGGGAAAAGUAGAAACGAAAGAAAUGGUGUAGACGCCGCGAGGGGAGGAUGUGUUUCACAGUAUUUCAUCCUGCUGGUGCGACUUGUGUUCGGGAUGAAACGGUUUGUACUUGAACUGACUUUAAUUCUAUUCUCCUUGUUUAACGUUCGUCCUUUUUUUCCCUCGCUUUAUGUCUGUUCUCACGAUAUAUAUUUUCUGCGCUAUGGACUCGCACGUUUUUAUAUUGCAACGGUGGUUGGCUGCAUCACGAGUAUGCGAGUGGUAAUGCCGAGGACCGUCAGAGUGUCUACGUCACGUACGAGGAGGUACGCGAAGAGGAGCUUCGCGUUUUUUGGAUACGGAAAGUGAAUGAAAUAAAAUCUUGUACCUUGAUGUAGAAUUUAUUAUUUAUUAACACAGUAAAUGUAGUCUCUUCUGUAGUAGAGCCUCCAGAAGAUCUAAAAAAUAUUAGAAAUAUUAAUUCACAUGAAUACGAGUUGAAGACCUUAAAGAUAAAAAGUGUGUGAUAAAUCUGCAGAACCAAGUUA